UAGAUACGAUAAAGGACACAUCUACAGAUAAAAAAUCUGAAGUAUAUAAUAGGGCUUUUAAAAGUGUAUUAGUAACCAUCCACAUUCUCUAACCAAACACAAAACUAAAUUCUUUUCCUUCCCAGAUUCCAAAUCCCAAUUUUUAAUCUGCAGAUUUACGAAUAUUAAUCGCAAUUAUCGAUUCGUUUAUCUCUGGUUGGAUUUUUGAUAUUCGAUUUUUGUUAACAAAGAAGAAGAAGAAGUAAAUCGGAAUCGAAUGGGAGAACGCAAGCCUUCGUCUAAGAAAAAAUCUUACAAAAAGAAGAGACUCAAAGUUUCCUCUAAGAUACGGAAGAGAAAAAGCAGAAGAAGCAAAUCCAAGAAGUUCUCCAGUUCUGAAGAUGAUAUGUCAUCUUCUGCUUCCUCUGAUUAUUCUAGCAGUCCACAGUCUUCGUCCUCCUCCAGUUCAGAGGAUGAUUAUAGUAGGAAAAGUCGUAGGCACUCACGUGAUGUGAAACGCGUGAAGAGAAGAACUCGGAGAAGAUCCUCAAGCCGAGAUGUCAGUGAGGAUUCACCCCCUGUAAAGAAAAGAAAAAAGUCAAAUAGAAAGAGUCUUGACCAUGGGAAGAAAGUGCAGAAGAAGAAGCGAAAGAGAUACACUAGUAUUAGCUCCACUAGCAGGGACUCAAGAAGUUGUUCUAGUUGCCGACGUGAAAAUAGUAUUAGCUCCAGAGGUAGAGAUUCUAAGAGCUUUUCUACUUGCCAAGAUGAAACUAAUAGUGGUAAUGAGGAUAUUCAUCUUCAGAUUCCCAGGAUUAAGUCUAGAAAGAUGAAAGAAAAGAAAACUAGGAAUGAGCCAAGCGUUGACAUAAGGAGCGGAAGUACCGAGCCAAUUUGUUCUUUAUGUAACCAUCAUUCAUGCUCUUGCAAUACUACUCGCAGCGGGAAGGAAUGUGCGGAAGAGAGUAAUCCUAAGCGCUUAAGAUCUGUUAUUACUAUUUCAGAAAAGACAAGUGAGGAAGAGGGAGACAAACAGGGACCAGAUAUGCUUAAAGAAGAGACUAUGAAUAAGCACCAUGAUUGCCCUUCAUGCAGAAACCAUGACAAUAAUGACCUGGAAAAUAAAUCGAAACCUUGUUCUUGUUUCCUGUCUAAUCAAACAUUGCAGAUUGGAAAUUUAAUAACAGAUGAUGCGUUUCCUCCCAAUAGUGAAACUUUUGGCCCCACAAAAGUUGGUGGUAGUAUGGAUCCUCAUUCAAAUGAAGUCAAAGAAGUAAGUCGUGAUAAUGGAGGUGAGAGUGGGAAAUCCGAUAAUGUUGCUAAUACGGCGGUUGAGGAUCUUGAGACUGUCUUAAGGAAAAAGGCGUUGGAGAACUUGCAGAAGUUUCGUAAAGAGCGAAUAAAUUUAAAAUCUGGUGCCAAGGAAAAGAAGAAUGACAGUGUUGUUAAUCAGUUAUCCUCUUCAAAGACUGAGGUUGUACCAUAUAAGUCUCCGGAGCAGGAAAAAGAAGAGGGCUUUGCUUUAAAUCAAGUUCUAGAACGUAGAAGCAAACUUGUAAUUACUGAGGAGUUUUCUCAUUCCGCAAAGAUUGGGAAAAAAAAUUCUCCUGUUGAAGAAAAUAAUAGAAAAGGAUCUGGCUGCGUUGAGCAGGGUGUUACACAACCUUCUGAUCGAUCAGCACUCUCGCAGAGUCCAGAAAAGGUGGAUCAUACCACUGGACCAGUUCUUAUCAAUCAACCUGAACCUGGUAAACCAUUAUCUAGUACCACGGUACAGACAUAUAAAAAGGAAAAUCCAUUGGCUUCCAAGAGAAACAUAAUUAAAACACCAGUUCCUCCUUUGAGGCCUGGAGUUCUUAGCACUGGGACCAGCGAUAACUUAGACACGGGAGCUGUUAAUACCAGUAUCCGUCCUACUGUAGAAAGUACUUCUAGUGUCAGAUCCACAUCUGAUGGAUUUACUUCAAAACACCAACCAGAUGAAACCAAGGAUGCCUCUCAGUUCGAACAAAAGACUAUGUCUGUAAUGAGGGGUGGUGAAAUGGUACAGGUAAACUACAAGGUCUACAUCCCUCAGAGGGCUUCUGCUCUGGCCAGGAAACCACUCAAGCGGUGAUGUGACUCGGUUAAUUUUUCAUGCUAUUUUAGUUUUCAUUUGUCGAUUGCUUAAUCAGAUUGGCUUGCUGCAAUCAACUGAGUCAGGACUUAGGUUCUAGUUGGCUGAAUUCAGAAGUUCCUGGGAUGACUACACUCUGUGUGUAUCGAAGAAACAUUUUCCAGCAUGUGAAGCUAUUAACUCUUUUAUCCUACCAGAAGAAAGCUGAUGGACAAAGAUAUCUUUAGCUAAGUUUGUGUAGAACCGAAAAAUUAUAAAAUGCAUGUCACAUUGAAGCUCUCGUAUUUCCUUUUGCGUCAUUCUUUUGGAUGAAGCUAAUCAUUUCCAUAAAUGUGUAUUGGAGGUUAUUUUCCCCUUGGCUGCAGUCUGCUAAAUGUGUAUUGAAUUGUAUAAUUUUAGCAGAUUCAGUCCAAACUUUUUGGUUUAAUCAAUGGUUCAGCGAUAGACGGUGAAAGAUUUACUGGAA
Messenger RNA from Capsicum annuum, 2561 nucleotides. RefSeq names its product probable replication factor C subunit 1. The record is from RefSeq and is a predicted model, not a curated record. Lineage: Eukaryota; Viridiplantae; Streptophyta; Magnoliopsida; Solanales; Solanaceae. The coding region runs from base 257 to 2095 and encodes 612 amino acids. The transcript is spliced from 3 exons.